Haliotis rufescens (red abalone) is the source of this 5865-nucleotide messenger RNA. RefSeq lists its product as uncharacterized. The record is from RefSeq and is a predicted model, not a curated record. The coding region runs from base 424 to 3801 and encodes 1125 amino acids. The transcript has 2 exons. NCBI's taxonomy places the organism in Eukaryota, Metazoa, Mollusca, Gastropoda, Lepetellida, Haliotidae.
ACAGAAUCUUGGCAUGAUGCAAACAUAUGCGACGGGACACUUGCAUGCCAAUGCAAACGACAAAUAUCACUGUCAAAACCUGAAGCUUUUGAUGUCAUUCUGAAUCCUUCCACACAAGAAACAACCAGUAUUGGAAUAUUUCACAAGAUUUGCCGAUGGGGAAGUACCCGAUUGUGGAGACUACUAGAUGGUAAGCAUAGUUACUUUUGUACUUGUAAUAAGUCUUUCCCAUUUUACAUAAAUACUUGAAAAACCUAUACUCUGUGAUGAGCAGAAAACCAAAUUCAUUUGCCUAUAUACAGUUACCUUCAUAGUUCUAUUCAAAGUUAAUAAUGUUACAUCCACAGAAUUAAAUGAAGAUUGUUACACGUUUCAGAUGGCUUGUGUACGAAAACAGCAUGGCUACGGACAUAUUUCAAGGAAAUGACACCUGAAAAAAAUGAAGAUCUUCAGGAAGGCUGUGAUGUACAGACCCAGGACCAAAUAGAUGUUGGUGAUUCUGUUGCUGCAGAUGUCACCAUGUAUGAUGUGGAAUCUCCAUUGCAGAUUGCCCCAUGUGACCUACCAGAAUGCAUUGAAGGCCAGUCUGAUAGUGAGGAAGAGGACUACCUUAUUGAUAUAAUGACAGCUGUUGAUGUCCUAGAAAAAGAAGUAGCUGGUGAUGCCAACAGUGCAGACACAACCAUGGAUGGGAUUGCCACAGGUUUAGAUGACUCCCUGCUAGAAACCUCAAUAGAUCAGUUGACUUUAGAUGAUGACACACCAAGAGAUGAAAACAUCAUGACUGCAUUUGGCUUCCAGAAGUAUUCACCCCCUCCUUUGCUUACCAGACAUCCACCUCCAGCUUCUGGCAGAGAUGAUGACAUAAACAAGCUUAGGGAGAUCUUGGAUGAUAUUCUGAUCAAGACUGAGCUGGAUGAUAAUCUUGGAUACGAUGUUUGCCUUGACAGGAUACUUUUAGGACCAGACAACAAAAUUGGUAUGAAUUUGUUGUCCUUGAUUAAGGAAAACAAAAAGUAUGCAAAGUUUUUGCCAGAGUUCCCCCUCUUACAUCUGAGAAAGUCAAAGGUGAAUACUUUGUUUAGUGCAUACAAACAUGCUGGCCUUGUGGAGCUGCUCAUGGUUAUGAGAGAUCAAGAUGUCACAGAAUGGUCAAAGCUACUAACAGCUGAUCACAUCGACACAGCAACAAGACAUGUUAGAAGAAUUGCUCAGGCACUGCAAAUGGCAUUCUUACUGAAAUUUAUACAGUCUUUGGGUGAUGAUGAUGCGAAGAUAAUCACAUGGCACUUGAUCACAGGAAAGUCAACUACUGCCUCUGAGACAUGGGAUGAACGAAUGAUGCAAUUCAUGGAUAAAGGAAGGCAAAUGAAUGCUACUUUUGCCCUCCAUUAUGACAUGAUGACACACUGCAAUGAAGUAGUUGCUAUUUCAGUCUCAGAACGGCUCGGGGGCUCCAAAGGAUACAGUCUCCUAUUGGGAACUGUAAAGUCAUCAUUGAAGUUUUCUUUCUUGAAUGGUGCUACCUCGUAUGCUCCGUAUUGUGCAAGGCUACUGGCUCAUCACUAUACAGCAGGCAUCUUCCACCAGAAGCUAAAGGAGACACUGUACUCAACACCUAUUGGGAACAGUACGGUAAAUUUUGCUUGUGAUACCAAGAGGGAGAUGGACCACAAAGAUGCACUGAAGGGAUUUAGAUCGGGCUCAUCUCUUGAAUCUGCUUCAAGAAGGAUGUCGCUUAUUGAUGCAUUCAAUGAUAUCCAUUCCACCAAGGAGAAGACCAAAGAAAAGGACGGAGUACAGUGGUUAUUUUCAAACAUAGAUGCUGAGCACAUUUUCAGGGUAGUGGAAGUCAUUUUACGCCAGAAUUCUUUGUCUUUGGAGGCCUGUACCACUCCAUUCAAUAUGUAUUCUGAAAAGAGGUCUUUACUGUCCAGAGAAAUUCUUGAUGAUGACACCAGAGCAAUUGGCGAAUAUCUGAUACAAAAGUUCAUUUGUCAUGACCAACUGUUUGGUUUAUCCUCUGCUGAUGUUCCAAGCCUUAUGACAGUGGAAGGUCCUAAACCACUGCUCAGCAGAGUGAAGAGAUCCAAAGGUGUUACCAUCAAGAGAACAAUCAAAGCCACUAGACACGUCCAACAGUCUGAACGAGAUGAGAAAGAACAAAAACGAUCCAAGGCCAUCAGACGGGAAGUUAAGCAAACGGAUUGCCUUUCCUCGGAAAUGAACAUGUGCCAAGCACUAGUGAAACCAGACUGCAGCAAACCUAAGAUCCAGAAAUCAACUUCUAUGAAGAAUGCUCUCAUGAAAUGCAUUGAAGAUUGUCAGGCAGGAAACAGGCAUGGUGUCAUUGAGUCUGUUAAAGGACCCUUGCCAAUAUGGUUGACAAGUAAUGUAAAGUUAGUUACCCUUGAAUUUGCUGGAGUGAAAUUUAAAAGUAAAGUUAUCACAGGAAAGCAAUAUCUGCACUAUGUACAAAAUGCUAUAUUGCGUCCCCUACCGUCAAAAAUGCCAAAUUUGGAGAGAAUAGUGCUGUGUGAAGAGAAGUAUUCCUUCACUCCCGAUCAGUUUAAGGCAGGCACAAGGCAACAGAGAAAAAAGGCCUGCAGUGUAUCUUCUAUUACCCAUCUGAAACCAGCUGAUGAUGCCAUUACACAGCAGCGAUUUCAACGAGAUGUCAUAACUGGAACAACAUUUGGGAAAUCUCUCAUUAGCAAGUAUGUUGCAGCUAACGCUAAAGACCUGCUAUUGCCACCAGGCAUUACACUUGACAUAGACAGUGAACUUGAAAUGCACACCUGUACGUGUGAUGGAGCUUGCACAUGCAAACAUUAUGCAACGCCAAUCCGUUGUACAUUUGACAAAGAAAGUCAAAAACCAACCAUUACAGCUCUGGUGGAUGUUCAACAACGUAAAGGUGAAGCAGAAAUGUCACAGGUAGACUGGCUAAUAGCCAGCAGAUCUGAUCUCAAAGCAGGCGAAAGAGUUGUCAGUUUGAUUACAUCAGGUGACAUUGAUGCUGUCUGCAUUCAUCUCUAUGCCAUAUCCAAGCACUGGCCUCGUCAUGACAAUGGCUCUUUUAUAAAUGAAGUUUUUGUGGUUCUGCAGAAGCCACAUAUGCUUCAUGAUAUCUACAACAUCACAGCCAUCAUUCAACUUUUUGAGGAUAAAUACCAAGAUCCAGACAUAGGAGUGAAGCUGGCAUUGGGUCUCUGCAUUGGAGGGAAUGACUUCAUCCCCAAAUUCAAAGGUAUCUCACAUACCCAAAUUUUGAAGACAUACCUCUCCAGCAGUCACUUUAGGCAAAAUCUUUUCCAGAUUUUGAAAGGAACACAACCCUCAAUUGACAAAGAUAUUUAUGAAGAUUUCGUAAAACAUCUCUACUGUCCAAAAAAUGUAUCUCCAAAUUCUGUUACCGUAGAAGAAGUAAGAACGGUGAGCAUGAAACUGAAAAAGAAAUCCGAUGACAGCUUUAUCUCCCAGCUUGAGCUCAGAAAUGCCGAAACAUGGAUGCCACCAACCAGUGCACUCCAUCGCCUAGCUGACCUGAUCCAACUCCAGGUAGAGUACCUGGAGACAGCAGGAUACCACGAUGCUGAUCUGCCGGAUUUCAUGGCUUCCUCAUGCCUCAAAAUAACAAAAACAGGAGAGGUCGAAUAUGACUUUGGACCGGAGGUCCAUUUGAAUGUACAAGACAUCCAAACUAAAAUUAAAGAUGGCAAGAGAAAACAAGAAGAUACACCACAGAAAGGACAAAGGAGGAAGAGACAACUUACAUCCACACCCAGAAAGAAACCUUGAAAAUAUAGUCAGUACCUUAAUUGACAUCAUCAGACUUCAGACAAUGUUGAUAAAUAUUUUGAGGAAGAUGUUAUACAUACCAAAGUUGACAAUGUGAACAACAUAAUUCAGCAUUUUGUUAGUACUGCUUCCUUCAAAGAAGAAUUCAACACAUUUCACAAACAGUUUCUAUCACACAAUCAGGACAUGACAGUUAAUUUCUUGUGGAUAGUGAAAAUGAAAAGACAUUUUAUGCUCAUAUUCUCACAGUGUAUUUCAAUAGUCAGUAUUUUGUAGAUAUUUGUGCCUUGUAUUUGUAACAUCUACAAUAUGGAUAGAUAUGUAUCUUCUCAUGACCAAUUUGUAUAAAGUAGAACAUGUUCAUCAAAAUCAUACUAUCAGUUUGUGUUUGUACACAGCAAUGUACAGACAUUUAAAUCAGCAUAUGUUAUGGCCAGACAACAGGCAGUACAUGGACAUGUUUUCACUAUGUUGUGGAAAGUGAUACAGAUGAUACUGUCAUGAACACUUUGUACCACCACACAGUCGUGUGAAUUACCAUUAUUUUAUGUACUUAUUUUAUGAACACUUAACGCUGUAACAGUACAUGAACAUGCCAUUUUUGUCGAUGAUUGAAAACGGCAGACACAUGUAUGUCAUAGUGCAUCAAUGUGCACUACAUUAUUCACGGCUCGGGAAGAUCCGGUGUACAGCAACCCAUGCUUGCCGUAAAAGGCGACUAACGGGGUCGGGUGGUCAGGCUCGCUGACUUGGUUGAUGCAUGUCAUCCCAAUUGCGUGGAUCGAUGCUCAUGAUGUCAAUCACUGGAUUGUCUGAUCCGGACUUGAUUAUUCACAGACCACCGUCAUAUAGCUGGAAUAUUGCUGAGUGCGGCGUUAAACAACAAACAAACAAAACAUAAUUGACACAUCAUAUCAAUCCAUGAUCCAAAUGGAUUCUUUCAUUGACUGUAUGAAGUGCCUUAUAAUUUUUUUCUUUUCCAAAAUCAUAAUUCACAACGAUGUGUAUAUAAGUAAGUAUAUGUAAAUAGUUAACCGAAUCUGUUUACAAUUAGUUUAGCAUAGUUUUCAUACAAUACUAUUUGAUGCUGAAUAACUUUCAGAAAAUACAUGCCAGAGCAAAGUCACUGAUUCCCCGCAUGCAAAUCGUAAAUUUGCUAAGUAUAUUUACAUGUAUUUGAUAACAAUGUUCUGAAAAUGUUAUGAAUUUGAUGUUAUUAAAUGAAUCUUAUGAAAUGUUAUCAGUUGAAUGCUAUGAAGUGAUCACUGCUAAUACAAAUCAAUGCUGUAAAUACGUGUAUUGUCAUUUGUUUUAUCCAAGAUAGCGGAUAUAAACACAAACAUAUACAACGAACAACGGAUAUAAUGAACUGAUUUCUCUGGUCCCUUGUAGUUCGUUUUAUCCAUGUUCUACUGUACUCGGAAGUUCAUGCUCAGCUGUGUGCGUUCUGUUUUAAAUUCAUUUGAUGUUUGCUAUUCAAUACAUAUUUAUUGAAAGAACAAACCCUACUCUUUGCCUGGAGGACGCACUUUAGGUUCUCCCCUAUUUCAUUUACAUUACAAAAUGUUCAUGCAAAGAAAAUUUGCAUCUCCUCUCUAGGCCUUUUUAAUAUUUGUAUUCAAUGGUGUAUGUCAACUUUCCGUUAUAAGUAGAAGUAUACACCCUGCUCCCUGUGGGUAUUUUUGUACAAUAAAUCUUCUUCUAAUGUAUAAAAUAUUAUUGAAUAGUUGCAAAUUUUAGUGUAACUGUAAAUCACUCCAAUUCAACAUAAACCAUCAGUUCAACAUUAUACUCAUUAAUUAAUCAACCAUGUAAUAAUAAAUACAUUCAACUUUUCAUUCAACUUGCUGAAAACACAGGCUACACAGAAUAGUAAAGAAUUCUUCAAAUGACACAUCUGGAAGCAAGGUCGUAGCGCUAAUGAGAAAAGUCAAGGAAUGGGGUCAAGAAAGGUCGUAUGUUAAGGCCUGUUGGCUGAAUUUAUUUUGACACUUUACAACAAAUACAAGUGAUAGCUUAUCGGGGCAAAAUGCUGAGGAGACUGGGUUAUACGUAGGACUGUAA